AUGGCUGCACGGAGACGCCGCGGGACCUUCUGGCAGCGGGAGGAAGUCCUUGCUAUGCUGGCCAUAGCGGAGAGUAGCGGCCACGCUGCCCAGCUGAUGUCCAGCACCCACCUGAACACCAGGCAGAUUUACAGGGGCAUGGCCAGGAGCUUGCAGCGGAGGGGCUUUGACCGGACUGCAGAGCAGUGCCGGUCAAAAUUCAAGCGCCUCCGCUGCGAGUUCAUGGCCAGCCUGCAGGCCUGGGGUGGGAUCCCUAGGGUGUCCGGUAGGACACCCUACCAUGAAGAGAUGAUGCGUCUGUGGGAGCUGGCGGGGAGACCGCGCUGGGAGGACAGGCACCCAGAAUUUCACAACCGUCCACGAGGUGCGGAGGAGCAGCCAGGGCCACCCGUGCAGGAAGAGGAGCAGGAGCCCGAGGGUGAUCCCGAAGGUGCAAGUAGCCCAGCAGGCACACAGGAGGAGGCUGUGCAGCCUGCAGCAGAAGCGGCAGCAAGUAGCCCUGGAGGCACACCGGGGGAGCCUGCAUCUUCACCAUCACCAGCAGCAGCAGCGGCGGCGGCAGCUGUGGCGGCGGCUGAAGAGGAAGCAGGGCCAUCCAGAGUUGCACCGGUGGCAGAGCCUGAGCCUGUGGUGCCUGCGGAAACAUGGCUUGGAGACAUCAGGCGCAUAGAGGAACUGUGUCGGUCUACAUUCAGCGCCUUAACAAGACGAAUGGACGCAUUCGACAGAAGGCUGCGUCGCCUGGAAAGGCGGGUUCAAGGGGGGGGGCUGUGAAAUAAUGUUGGUGUUGUUGUUGUUGUUAAUUGUUUGUUUUGAUAAAGUAAUGUUAUUGUUGAAA
Messenger RNA from Heteronotia binoei (common prickly gecko), 838 nucleotides. RefSeq names its product zinc finger and SCAN domain-containing protein 20-like. NCBI's taxonomy places the organism in Eukaryota, Metazoa, Chordata, Lepidosauria, Squamata, Gekkonidae. The record is from RefSeq and is a predicted model, not a curated record. The coding region runs from base 1 to 774 and encodes 257 amino acids. The transcript is spliced from 5 exons.